This is a messenger RNA of Dibothriocephalus latus, 417 nucleotides long. The record is from the annotation of a GenBank genome assembly. NCBI's taxonomy places the organism in Eukaryota, Metazoa, Platyhelminthes, Cestoda, Diphyllobothriidea, Diphyllobothriidae.
AUGCCCCCCUACGUCUACCAGAGGGCUCACACGCAGGACUAUACUCUCCAGUCGAACGACCUUUUAGGCGGUGGCGAACAUCCACCCAUACGACGACAAAGGUCAGCGGAGAAGGAAGCUCUGACCUCAAGUCAUAGUUCCGCCGCCAGUCUUACAAGGAGCGCAAUGCCUCCGCUUCCAUGCUCUCCCAAUCGGCGAUCUGUCACACCACAGAUACUGCCGCCACUACCUCUCUGUACAGAGUCACCCCUAGGAGCGGCAAUUUCACAGGAGGCCUUGGCCGCCGAUGACCCGGACCUCGUGGAAUUCAAGGUACAGGUGGUCGGAUCACCGGGUGUUGGAAAAACUACCAUCUGUCAACGUCUCACAAAUUUAGACAAGGAAGAUUCAGAUUUCGGUGAGAAGACACUUUUAUAG